AUGUCCCUCGACCCGCCCACCUACCUGGCCUCGCUUCAGAACAACAUUCGCCAGCGGCCCAUCCCCUGGGAUGGCGCUGUUAGGGCCGGCACCAUCACCGAGGAUCAUCUCGCCCGAAUUCGCGCUGCCGACAAGGCGAAGAAGCCCGAGGCCCGCAAGGAGGUUGUCGAGGCCGAUCUCGAUGGCUAUCGCUUGCUCUUCGUCGGCGAGCAGGGCAAGCCCAGCGCCAUCGAAAAAGCUGGCAAGAACGCCAACGUCAUCCACUACGUCCUCGUCCUGCUGAGCGACCUCCUCCAGAGCGUACCCUCUCUCUCCAAGGCUCUCCUCAAGUCCGGCGACCCCUACAAGAGCUUCCUUCCUCUGCUCGCCAACUCAAACAAUACGGAGGAUCCGAUACCCCUGCUGACGGCCACGGCCCUCACCAAACUCAUCGCCUCCUCCCGCGACGAGUCUGCCGCCACCCACCGUGCUCUGCCUCUCCUGUUCACCUAUCUGUCCGGUCUCUCCAAGAGCUCUGAUGCUGGGCUCCAAGACAUCGCCGUUCAAGAGUAUUCAUCGCUCCUCUAUUCGCGCAGCUCUAGGCAACAGUUCUGGGACCAGCGCAGCGAAACCGUCCAGCCCCUGAUCGACCUUCUGAGGAGUGCGGCCGGUAUUGGCAGCAACGGCAGCUCUUCUGCCAGUCUCUGGAGCGGCAACGCUCCCGCUCGCGACGUUGGAUUUGCCGGCUCUUUGGGUGGCGGCGUCGGUUUGCAGUUGCUAUACCAUGUACUUCUCGUCAUGUGGCAGCUGAGUUUUGAGGCCGAAGACAUUGGCGAUGAGCUGAGCGACGAGUACGAUAUUGUUCUUCUCUACACGCACCUCCUCCGCCUGUCGCCCAAGGAGAAGACCACGCGCCUCAUCGUGUCGACCCUCCAUAACCUGCUCGAGUCGAACCAGAAGACGCUCCUUCCGACCGCGGUCCUCGCGCGCCUGCCUGCGCUUCUCACGAAUGUCAGCGGUAGACACAUGACGGACCCGGACCUGCUUGAGGACCUCGCUAGCCUCAAGGAACUUCUCGAGGAGUACGCCAAGACCAAGACCAACUUUGACGAGUACGUGGCCGAGGUACAGUCGGGCCACCUGCGCUGGUCGCCGCCGCACCGCAGCCAGGUCUUCUGGGCCGAGAACGCGCGUAAGAUCCUCGACCACGACAAGGGUGACAUCCCGCGGAGGCUCGCCGAGAUCAUGAAGACGCCGUGGGACAGCGAUAAGCAGGUGCUCGCCAUUGCGUGCAACGACGUUGGCGCGCUCGUGCGCGAGGUGCCUGAAAGGCGGUACCAGCUUGAGAAGCUUGGGCUCAAGACGCGCGUCAUGGAGCUCAUGGGCGAGGCAGACGAGAGCGUGCGAUGGGAGAGCCUGCGCGCUUUGGGCGGCUGGCUGAAGUACAGCUUUGACGGCUGA
Verticillium alfalfae VaMs.102 is the source of this 1440-nucleotide messenger RNA. RefSeq names its product vacuolar ATP synthase subunit H. The transcript has 2 exons. Bases 1 to 1440 code for a protein of 479 amino acids. Gene Ontology annotation, cellular component: vacuolar proton-transporting V-type ATPase, V1 domain; fungal-type vacuole membrane. Lineage: Eukaryota; Fungi; Ascomycota; Sordariomycetes; Glomerellales; Plectosphaerellaceae. The record is from RefSeq and is a predicted model, not a curated record. Gene Ontology annotation, molecular function: proton-transporting ATPase activity, rotational mechanism. Gene Ontology annotation, biological process: proton transmembrane transport.